AUGUCCUUCUCUCGUUCCUGCGCCGCUCUCGGCCUUUCCAACCGCGCCGUGCUCGCGCGGGCGCUGGCGACUCGCCCGUCGGCGACACUCAUAGCGACUAGGCUGCACUCAACCACUCCCUCUCGCCGCGCUGAGCCUUCCCCAGACUAUCUAGCCACCCCGGGUACUCGUUCACCGAAGAACACUGGCUUGGUCGGUGCCAAAGAUGAGCCCGGGAAAUUUGUCGAUCCCUACAAGGAUGGUCCCGGCGCUGUCGACAAGGCAGUCCACCUGUUCUUCUUCACCGAAAUCCUCCGAGGGAUGUGGAUUACCCUCGAGAACUUCUUCAGACCACCAUAUACCAUCAUGUAUCCGUUCGAGAAGGGCCCCUUGUCGCCCCGAUUCCGCGGAGAGCAUGCUUUGAGACGGUACCCCAGCGGCGAGGAGCGGUGCAUUGCUUGCAAGUUAUGUGAGGCGAUAUGCCCCGCCCAGGCGAUCACGAUUGAGAGCGAGGCGCGUGAGGACGGGUCAAGAAGAACCACAAAAUACGAUAUUGACAUGACGAAAUGCAUUUAUUGCGGGUUUUGUCAAGAGGCCUGUCCAGUAGACGCCAUCGUGGAGACCCAAAACCAGGAAUUCUCCACGGAAACUCGCGAAGAACUUCUGUACAACAAGGAGAAGCUUCUCGCCAAUGGCGACAGGGCCGAAGCUGAAAUCGCUGCCAAUCUCCAUGCGGACCACGUAUAUCGGUGA
Messenger RNA from Gloeophyllum trabeum ATCC 11539, 732 nucleotides. Its product is annotated as NADH-quinone oxidoreductase. The transcript has 6 exons. Gene Ontology annotation, cellular component: membrane. The record is from RefSeq and is a predicted model, not a curated record. Lineage: Eukaryota; Fungi; Basidiomycota; Agaricomycetes; Gloeophyllales; Gloeophyllaceae. Bases 1 to 732 code for a protein of 243 amino acids. Gene Ontology annotation, molecular function: 4 iron, 4 sulfur cluster binding; NADH dehydrogenase activity. Gene Ontology annotation, biological process: mitochondrial respiratory chain complex I assembly; mitochondrial electron transport, NADH to ubiquinone.